AUGACAAUCCUAAGUAAUUUUGUAAGGAUAAAUAAUUUGUUAAAACCUUUAAUAAAGUCAGACAGAGUGUUGAUAUUGGCACGACGGACUCUUAGUUCUCAUGGAAAUUUCGACUAUGAUUUGGCGGUUAUUGGUGGUGGUUCGGGAGGUCUUGCUUGUGCAAAGGAGGCUGUGAACCUGGGUGCGAAGGUAGCAGUGUUAGACUAUGUGACACCCUCGCCGCAGGGCACCAAGUGGGGACUUGGUGGCACCUGUGUCAAUGUAGGCUGCAUACCCAAGAAACUGAUGCACCAGGCAGCACUACUGGGAGAAAGCAUUCAUGAAGCCGUGUCUUACGGCUGGGAGGUACCCUGCCACGAAAAAAUCAAAAUCAACUGGGGAUCACUCACAGAAUCUGUACAGAACCACAUUAAAUCCGUGAACUGGGUAACCAGGGUUGACCUUAGGGAUAAGAAAAUCGAAUAUAUCAAUGGUUUGGGAGAGUUUAAGGAUGCGCACACGAUUAUUGCCACGAUGAAGAAUGGGUCGAAGAAGGAACUGACGGCGAAGAACAUAGUAAUCGCUGUGGGCGGGCGACCACAGUACCCUGACAUUCCCGGGGCCAUGGAGUACUGCAUCAGCAGCGAUGACAUCUUCAGCCUCAGCCACCCACCCGGCAAGACGCUGGUCGUAGGCGCUGGAUACAUUGGUUUGGAAUGCGCGGGUUUCUUGAACUCAAUGGGCUACCCGGCGACGGUGCUGGUGCGCUCAGUGCCGCUGCGUGGCUUCGACCAACAGAUGGCGCGCAUGGUCACCAACGAGAUGGAAGAGAGGGGCGUCAAAUUUGAGCAUAAGUGUGUCCCGCUCUCCGUGGAGAAACUCGAGUCCGGACAGCUCAAGGCUCGCUGGCUGAACACAGAACUGCAGGAACAAUGCGAGGAUGUAUUCGACACAGUAUUGCUCGCCACCGGACGAUAUGCUCUCACCAAACAACUUAACCUGGACGCCGCCGGAGUUAGCUGCGUGUCAUCAAACGGUAAAAUAGCAGCGGAGACUGAGCAGACGAACGUGCCGAACAUCUACGCGGUGGGCGACGUGCUGGAGGGCCGGCCCGAGCUGACGCCCGUGGCCAUCCACGCCGGCCGCCUGCUGGCGCGCCGCAUGUUCGCCGCCGCCGCGCAGCACAUGGACUACGACAACGUCGCCACCACCGUCUUCACGCCGCUCGAGUACGGCUGCGUCGGACUCAGCGAGGAAGCCGCUACCACCAGAUACGGAGCAGACAACCUGGAGAUAUACCACGCUUACUACAAGCCGACGGAGUUCUUCAUCCCGCAGCGUAACAUCAAGAACUGCUACCUGAAAGCGGUGGCGUUGCGCGAGGCGCCGCAGAAGAUCCUCGGCCUUCACUUCGUCGGGCCCGUCGCUGGAGAGGUCAUACAGGGAUUCGCCGCCGCUAUCAAAUGCGGCAUUACAAUGGAGCAGCUGAUAGGCACGGUGGGCAUCCACCCGACGGUGGCGGAGGAGUUCACGCGCCUCAACAUCACCAAGCGCUCCGGCCGCGACCCCAACCCCGCCUCCUGCUGCAGCUAG
Molecule: messenger RNA, 1572 nt
Organism: Spodoptera littoralis (African cotton leafworm)
Lineage: Eukaryota; Metazoa; Arthropoda; Insecta; Lepidoptera; Noctuidae
Source: the annotation of a GenBank genome assembly